AUGCAUUUUCGCCCUCUACCUUCAUUUUUGACACUGCUUCUGGCAAGCUUGUGUAGGGGUCGAGCAUUGGCAAGUCACGCAAAACAAUGCGUCCCUAAGUCAGAUGCUUUAAUCAUCCUCGGCUCCGACGAGACAAUCACGCUGAAUGGUAGUUCCACGUCACCGGCCGUCAAAGUCCUCGACUACGGCUUCGAUGUAGAGGGCUUUCCUACCUUCGAGGUCGUAUCGACUUCAGGGGAUACCUCGCGUUUGGAGAUUACAUACAGCGAGACCAAAGUGAAUUUGAAUUCUUUUAUGGGCGAUGGCCCCCUACCACUUGCUGCGGCCAUGGACACGUACCGAGUUAACCAAUACAACAUAACCAAUGCUUCAACCAUUACGAAUCGUCUCAUUAUGGGAGGUUUUCGCUAUCAAAAACUGAAUCUAUCCACAGAUGGCGAGCUUGUUCUCACCAAAGUCGGGGUGAAGCCAACAACAUCCACAACCGCUCUUGUCAACCUCCCUGGCUCGUUUGAGUGCUCUGACGAGGACCUUACUCGCAUCUGGAGAACUGGGGCGCGAACGGUUCAGCUGUCCGAGAUCCCUGCUAAUUCGAUUCCCGAAUUCUGGAAAAUCACCCCUGAAGGCUCCUUCGUUGAGAGUCAAGCCCCGCAAGUGCUCUCCGGCGCCGCGGCAGCAGGAUUGAUGCAAUACAAGGUCGACUUCGACGUCAAUCCGAUAUCUAAAGGAUUUGGCUUUUCUGUAUUGGCGGACACUCUAAACUCCGGUAUUUAUAUUUUCUGCAACCUGGCCAAUGGAUCCAUUUCAGCGCAUAUUGGCUCCAGCGAACUCGACUCGGCACCACUUGCCUCGGCCUCUUUGCCUGGCAACAUACCAUUGGGAGAAUGGCACCACGUCUCGACUAGCGUUGAUGUGACUGAAAUUGCGAUAAGUAUCAAUAAAGUGCCCGUGUUGAGUUUCUCGCAAACGUCGUCUUUCUUCGGAUCCUUUGGGUUGGGCGCUUCGUUAGGACAUUCAGCAGUGUUCAGGGAUCUUUCAGCUACGACCUCAGCCGGUGCUACGAUUUACUCCUCCUCUUUGACGGAUGGCAGCCAUCUCAAGGACUUCCUGAUGGGCACGAAUCCCUUCGACGCGGUCGUAGAUGGCUCCAAACGUGACCGCAUCGCCUACACGGGUGACCUUGACAUCUCCGCCAGUUCAGCAUUUGCUAGCACUGGAGGAGUAAGUUUUGUCAAGGGUACUCUGGAUCUUGCAGGCUCAUACCAACUCACGCCAGGCUUCUUUGUGCCGACAGUGAAAAUUCAGCAGGCGCCGCUGCAGAGCCCAAUUGAUGCCAACAUCACCGGUUUAAUAGGGUACUCCUUUAGCUUGUUGACAGCAGCUGCCCAAUACUAUCAAGCCACCGGGGAUGUUUCUUUUGCCCAAGAGUGGGCGCCAAAGGUGGUGAGGAUGUUGGAUUGGGCAAACUUCCAGGUCCUGCCCAAUGGUCUCCUCAAUAUCUCGACCGCUUCGUUUGGCGGCGACUGGAACUUCUACGAUCCGCCACAGUCUGGAGUGGUGACCAAGUUUAAUGUCGUAUAUGCCUACUCCCUGCAAGAAACUAUGGCCUUGCUCAAGGACGGCGGCGUUGACACCACUGCCUACCAGUCUCGUCUCGUCGCUCUUCGCGCCGCAAUUGAUACGCAGCUCUGGAGCGAUUCUCUCAGCGCCUAUUUCUUGUCAGAGGACAGAAUUGAUGGCUUUGCCCAAGACGCGAACGCACUUGCUAUUCUCGCGGGGAUUCCAUUAGCGAACCAUAGCGCCUCAGCCAUCCUCUCAACCUUGUCGCAGCUAUCCACUCCGGCCGGCCCCCUCUCGUUCUCCAACUCAACGGAAUUUAAACAGAUCGUCAGCCCAUAUGCCUCAGCCUAUCACCUGCGGGCUGCCUUCCAAAUCAACGAUAGCGCGGUGGCCUUGGAACUUCUGAAAUCUCUCUGGGCGCCAAUGGCGGAUCCCCGCGGUGCGAACUAUACGAACUGUUUCUGGGAGGCCCUCGACGCCAAUGGUGCUCCAGGGCUGGGGAGGUUGACGUCUCUGUGUCACGGCUGGGCAUCAGGUCCGACAGCCGAACUGAGCAAGAAUGUGCUGGGUAUUCAAGCCGUCAAACCAGGAUUUAGUCAGUGGCUGGUUUCGCCGCAGACAUUGAAUCUCACCUGGGCCAAGGGAGCAAUGCCGAUACCGAAUGGAAGGAUUGCUGUAUCAUGGAAUUUCACAGACGGGCUGCUGGCAAUGUCUGUCGAGAGCCCUAUCGGGACAAAUGGGACCGUCUUUCUUCCGUCUCCAUUACCUACUCCUGCUAACCAGACGGUGCUGCGAAUUAAUGGGCAGAAAGUUACGGGAGAUAGAUUUACCGUUUAUGGAGGUGAGACAUUUGCUUUGAGACAAAUAAAGAUUUAA
Trichoderma virens Gv29-8 is the source of this 2436-nucleotide messenger RNA. RefSeq names its product glycoside hydrolase family 78 protein. The coding region runs from base 1 to 2436 and encodes 811 amino acids. Gene Ontology annotation, biological process: carbohydrate metabolic process. The record is from RefSeq and is a predicted model, not a curated record. NCBI's taxonomy places the organism in Eukaryota, Fungi, Ascomycota, Sordariomycetes, Hypocreales, Hypocreaceae. The transcript has 2 exons.